Penicillium digitatum Pd1 is the source of this 4173-nucleotide messenger RNA. The record is from RefSeq and is a predicted model, not a curated record. NCBI's taxonomy places the organism in Eukaryota, Fungi, Ascomycota, Eurotiomycetes, Eurotiales, Aspergillaceae.
AUGUCUAGCUCGAUGGAACCGAGGCCUCUCACGUCGGCUAUGGAGAGCCCGACGUUUGAAGAGGACAGCUCCUUUCAUGUAGAGCAACCGGUGGGUUCUAUGUCAAUAUCCCCCUGUGGACGCGAUGUCGUUCUAGCGUCCAAGGAGGGUCUACAUGUCAUCGAUCUGGACUCGCCAUAUUCCCCGCCGCGGUAUCUCCCUCACCACACACCAUGGGAGGUAGCUGAUGUCCAGUGGUCUCCAUUCGCUGCGCGCGAUCAGUGGGUUGUCAGUACAUCCAACCAAAAAGCGUUGGUCUGGAAUUUGGCCAUGAAGACAUGGCAGAACUCCAUUGAAAUUGUGCUUCACGCCCAUUCUAGAGCAAUUACCGAUAUAAAUUUCUCAGCAUUUCACCCAGACAUCCUAGCAACCUGUUCCGUGGACAGCUUUGUGCAUUGUUGGGAUUUACGUACUCCGUCGCGGCCCGCGGUCUCAUUCUCAGAUUGGUAUACUGGUGCAACUCAGGUUAAAUGGAAUCGACAAGACCCUCAUGUCAUUGCAAGCUCUCAUGACCGGUUCCUUCGGAUUUGGGAUGACCGGAUGGGUGCAUACCCAAUUAAAUCUAUUGAAGCACAUGACACCAAGAUUUAUGGGGUUGAUUGGAAUCGGGUUCGACGCGGUGCUCUAGUAACAUGUUCUUUAGAUAGAACCAUCAAGUUUUGGGACUACACCACCGACUCAGAUGUUCCAGAAAAGCAGAUUCAUACACCAUUCCCCGUGUGGCGGGCACGUAACACGCCGUUUGGAUGGGGCAUGCUUGCAAUGCCACAGAGAGGCAACAAUGACCUUCAUCUUUACAGCCGGCGGGCUGGAGAGGGCUCAAGCCCAGAGGACGACUUGCCUUUGGUACAUAGUUUUCCCGGGCACAAGGGACAAGUCAAAGAGUUCUUGUGGAGACCACGUGGAGGGGUAGCGGAAGGAAUUGACCAUCGCGAAUAUCAACUUGUUACAUGGGGAACAGACAGGGAACUUCGUCUGCAUAAAGUUGAUCCCGAAAUUCUGGCGCGCGUCGGGUACGAGAGGGGCAAGUCCUUUAUUUCCACACGAACUGUAACACGGCUCGGUGCCGUCUAUCGGAGUUUCCGCGACGUGAAUUCAGAUUUGGAUUUCGAUGACGUUGAAGUGGCUUCCUCCGCUGGGCAUCAGAACCAGAAUAGUGCGGCAGGUACUGGGAUGAACGCCAUCACUGUACCGCACGCUCGUGGUUGGACAAAGGGAGGCCAUAUUGAUCGAGUUGGCAUGCAACCGAGGUCAAAUUUAAGAGGCGACACAAAUCCAAUUGCUUGGAUGCGAGGUGUGAAGAUCUCAGGCUGGGACAUUGAGACAUUGGGAGAUGAAAUCAGCCAAGUCGGCGAAAAGUUCACCAAGGUGGCAUUCGAUUCAGUUGAUGUCCGACAAAGAAAAAUUUCUAUCUCUCUCAACGGACCCUGGGGUGCUGAUGGAGCCUCCCUGUUCUUGAAAGUUGAUAUUAAGUUCCCAAUGAGCUAUCCCAAGACUGCUAUCCCCACAUUUGCAUUCCAAAAGACGGCAGCCGUCACCGAUGAGUGGGCUGCGAAGACUACCGCUGAACUGCGCAAAAUUGCUGAAACCUACAUGUCCCGAAAUCGAGGGUGCCUGGAAGGUGCUGUGCGUUAUCUUUUAGGCGAAAGCAGCCUGGAGGACAGUAUCGCGUGGAUAUUGGGUGAAACCGGCGAUACCCUCAAGUCUCCUGUCAACAGUGAACUGGAAGGUGAAUCCAGCGACGAGGAUGAAGUCGGCAUGACCCAGAGCCAAGAGCUGGGGAUGAGUUCUGAGCUUCUCCGUCCUCUCAAUGCCAACGUCAUGGUGCCUGUGGCCAAAGCAUGCGGAGCGCUUUGGGCAAAUGACGGCCGCCUUGUUUGCUUCUUUCCGCCGAAACCAAAGAAGGAUAAGUCAGCCGAGUUGUUCGAAAACAUGGGCUUCAAAGAGAUGACUCGUUGGUCCAGAGGUGAUAAAGUUUUUGAAGGCUUCGGCCGGUUGCAUACCCACUCACCCGGCCCACGCGGAAUGGGAACUAUUACAAGCACAGACGAUGGUACCUCGGAUGACUCGGACGAGUCGUGCUCAGACACAUCGAGCUCUUCGGGCUCCUCCGACGUCCUUUCUGGGCUGCCAGCACGUUUCCCAGCAUCUCGGACAUGGCGCAGUACCGGCAGCUAUGGCAUCCACCGGCCGCGGUCAACAGAUUUUUCUCAGCGGUCGACUGGAGGUGGAGCCACAGUCAAAUCAGAGGCACCACAGAACAUCGUAUCUAUUCAUAAUAUGAGUGAUAUCUUACCUGUUAAGCGGGAGUUGGCGAGUCAAUAUCGCAUCUGUGGCAAAGGAACAGAGGUAUGCGCCCAUAACGCAGCUGUUGCCCUUGACGCUGGCUGCUAUGAAUUGGCCCAAAUCUGGGGUCUGAUAAAGUUGGUAUUACAUGUCCGGAAAAGUCCCGGCACUUUGCCCGAGUCAGGGCUGUUGCAAAGGCGUAAACACAAAAAGGGGAGCGGAAUUGGUGGUCUGGGAAGAGAUGGGCUGUAUAGAGACUUGAAGGGCAGCAUCAUUCGCUGGGGCGACCACCCCCUUGGAAGUCAUUGGCUUGUCCCUGCUCUCUUCAAACACUUUGAGCGCAUUGGUGAUGUGCAGAUGGUGGCAAUGCUCUCAUGUGUACUACUGGAAGCCAAUCAAGAGGGAUUUUUGGAGAAUCAGCAAGCCACGCAGACACCCGGGAAACAGGAUUUCUCAUUGGACUUCUCCACUGUCUCAUCGGCAAUUCCAAACAAGCCACCAGUUGCAACGCCAGCUUCAUCUGUCCUUAAAGAGGUCCAGUCUACGCCCGCGCCUCAGACUUCAGCACGCUCGUCUAGUGAUAUCUGGCGUCUCGACUCCACUCCUCCGUAUUCCACAGGCACUACGCCUCCAUUCAUCUCCCGUCCACGAGGCAUCGCUGCUGACCGAAAGAAUCCAAGCCACAGCACCCUCAUGGCUGCAUCGCCUGAUCAGCAAUCCCAGACACGAAGUGGAUCUGGGCUUGGAACGGUGUUGGCGUCCUCGUUAUCUCGUUCAUUCACAUUCGGACCCUCAUCUGCGUCGCCCCCGUCGCAGGCUCAAUCCGAAACUGAAAGCGACCACGCGCCUGAGCCUACACCACCACCCGCAAGAUUUAAGGUCACAUACAAAAACCAAAGUGCAUUUGAAAGUGACGGACCAGCACAAAACUCCUUUCUUGACAGAGAUGAUGAGGAAUUGUUGUAUCGGUCAUACCGCAUUGCGUAUGCCAAUCUAUUAUCGAUUUGGGACCUUCCAGUUCAACAAAGCGAGGUGAUCAAGAUUGGAGCCGUGGCUGAUCGAGUGGACGACUUGACCUCAAGCCACUACUGGAACAGCACCGGUUCCAAUGACAACGUGUUGAAAGACUCACAGUCAGAGCCAACCACCAAAGCCCUCGACUUCCAGCGCCAUUGCGUUAGUUGUGGUCACGCGAUGCAAAUCUCCAUCUUUAAUAGAGAACCCAUGGUCCCGAAUACCCCCUCCAAGCCACACCAACGUAAACCAUCAAGUCGUCGAUGCCCCAACUGCAAGCCCCGGCAGCCACUACCAACUAGAAUACCUUGCGUCAUCUGUGGCGAGGUGGUCGACGGCAUGCUGAUCCCCUGUCUGAGCUGCGGACAUGUGAGCUGUUUCGACUGCCAUCGGCGUUGGUUCCUUCGACCGGCCGAUAAAUUCGACAGCCCAUUCGACCACCCAGGCCAGAACAAUUUCCUUCCAACCUGUCCAACAGGAUGCGGCUGCCAAUGCUCCGAGCACAUUUCCGUUGAUGUCCCCAUGCCCUUGUGGGAACCGGCAUUCCCUGGCCCCAAAGAGUACGUACCCAACACCCAGCGCGGCCUUGUACACGCGAGACACUCUCAUCGCCGACAAUCUGAGCCUGUUGCCUUGGCUCCCUUCCGGAAAGAGCCACCGCCCCCUAAGGGGGCUGGCCAACUCGAACACGAUUUGGCUGUGUGGCAGGAUUCAUCGCCAUUUGCAUCUCUGGCGCGUGGUCUCGGUGGGGGGCUGAGUCGUGGCUUGCAGACGAAAGACGAUCGGAAGAUGAUUAACUCUGUCACCGUGGCGUCGAAAUCAAGAAAUUCUUGA